Messenger RNA from Striga asiatica, 447 nucleotides. The record is from the annotation of a GenBank genome assembly. NCBI's taxonomy places the organism in Eukaryota, Viridiplantae, Streptophyta, Magnoliopsida, Lamiales, Orobanchaceae.
GCAGCGAAUACAUGGCUCGACACCCGGUUCUUGGCACAAAAGUUCAAGGAGUUUAACUUUCUCGAAGGACGUGUGUACGGGAUUACAGAUUGGAACCUUGAGCUGGACGAAAAGGCUUUCAAAUUAACCGAAUCAACACUCAUAUUUAAAGUAUCAAAUAAAAAGGAUCAAUUUGGAUCAUAUAAUGGUCCAUUUACGGUUGCUCGCAUAACCGUUGAUCCUAUUUUGGUUAAUCGGUUUGGAGUCUUGGCAAACCCUUCACAGAUGACUGCUAUGCUUUUCUAUUUUAUAAUUAUGUAUGAUUCAGAUGGUGAACUGAACAGUCCAAACAAGACUGUUUCGGGCUGCAAAGAAAAGAUAAAAAAGAGAGUGCAAAAAGUGUUGUUUAAAGAUGCCUCAAGCAGCUCAGAAGUGCCAAUGGGGAGAAAAAUUAAAGCUGAAGAAAUA